This is a messenger RNA of Mandrillus leucophaeus (drill), 4958 nucleotides long. RefSeq names its product mutated in colorectal cancers (gene MCC). The coding region runs from base 522 to 3566 and encodes 1014 amino acids. Gene Ontology annotation, biological process: negative regulation of canonical Wnt signaling pathway. Gene Ontology annotation, cellular component: cytoplasm. The record is from RefSeq and is a predicted model, not a curated record. Lineage: Eukaryota; Metazoa; Chordata; Mammalia; Primates; Cercopithecidae. The transcript is spliced from 19 exons. Gene Ontology annotation, molecular function: calcium ion binding.
UGGGGGUUAUGGGUACAGAACCCGGAACAAUCCUGGAGGGUGGGAUGACAAGCACCAUUUUGAGUUUGCAGAAACGGUGUGUUUAUGUUUUUUCUGGAAAAGGAAUCCACGACUCCAGGCGGUCGGAGUUCUGCCGGGAGAACACCCGCCCUCUGUCUGAAGCGUCCCCAAGUGUCCGGGGCCCGCGUCGUGGCCGGAUGCACAAUGCUGACACCCUUCCCGGGGGGCUCCAGUGUAUUCUGCCUCCUCUCGUGUUCCCGUUGCCACCCUUGGCUCUCUGACUCCUCUAGCCACCUUCCCCUCCUCCCUCUUCCCUGAGGUGCCUACUUGUGCGAUUCCAGAGCGCCCAUCUUCCCAACCCGGGCAAAACCCGGAGAGGUGGAAUCCCUCGCCCGGAGCGCCCCGGCGGCCACUGGGCAUGCUCCGUUGUCAGGCAGGUUCGGGGCUGCAGGCAGCUUGCGCGCCCGGCGGAUUCCUGCUGCGGCCGCGCGUUCUCCUCCUCCCAAGCAGGGAGCGGGCGCAUGAUGGCGGCCGCGGCGGCAGCGGCUGCGGGGAGCGCCAGCAGCGGCGGCGGCGGCGGUGGCAGCAGCAGCGACACGUCCAGUACCGGCGAGGAGGAGAGGAUGCGGCGCCUCUUUCAGACAUGCGACGGCGACGGGGACGGAUACAUCAGCAGAAAUGACUUGCUAAUGGUCUGUCGCCAGUUGAAUAUGGAAGAGUCUGUGGCUGAGAUCAUGAACCAGCUGGGAGCAGAUGAAAAUGGAAAGAUUUCCUUCCAGGAUUUCACAAGAUGCCGCAUGCAGCUCGUUCGAGAAAUUAGGAAGGAGGAAGUAGAUCUUUCUGCAAAGUCAGACAACUCCUGGACAAAGAAGCUGAGGGAUAGAAUUGCUUCCUGGCCCACGAGCAGUGACAACAGUUUGGGUGCCUUAUCAGCAGCCAGGGAGAGCUGGGAAUACGACUCUGGUGCCAGGGACCUCCAGAGCCCGGAUGUGCAGAGCCAGUCAGCCCUCCAGAAGCUGCUCGAGUAUGGCGGAAGCUCUUUGCAUCAGCAGACUGCUCUCCACAAACUGCUCACGCAGUCCCCGCACGUUGGCAACUCUGUAGGAGGAAGCUAUCUCGAGCUGGCCAACACGCUCCAUUCGGCAGCCCUGGCAUCACUAAAGGGAGAUAUAGUGGAACUUAAUAAACGUCUCCAGCAAACAGAGAGGGAACGGGACCUUCUGGAAAAGAAAUUGGCCAAGGCACAGUGCGAGCAGUCCCACCUCAUGAGAGAGCAUGAGGAUGUCCAGGAGCGAACGACGCUUCGCUAUGAGGAACGCAUCACAGAGCUCCACAGCGUCAUUGCGGAGCUCAACAAGAAGAUAGACCGUCUGCAAGGCACCACCAUCAGGGAGGAAGAUGAGUACUCAGAACUGCGAUCAGAACUCAGCCAGAGCCAACACGAGGUCAACGAGGACUCUCGAAGCAUGGACCAAGACCAGACCUCUGUCUCUAUCCCCGAAAACCAGUCUACCAUGGUCACUGCUGACAUGGACAACUGCAGUGACCUGAACUCAGAACUGCAGAGGGUGCUGACGGGGCUGGAGAAUGUCGUCUGCGGCAGAAAGAAGAGCAGCUGUAGCCUCUCCGUGGCCGAGGUAGACAGGCACAUCGAGCAGCUCACCACGGCCAGCGAGCACUGCGACCUGGCGAUUAAGACAGUUGAGGAGAUUGAGGGGGUGCUUGGCCGGGACCUGUAUCCUAACCUGGCUGAAGAGAGGUCUCGGUGGGAGAAGGAGCUGGCUGGGCUGAGGGAAGAGAAUGAGAGCCUGACCGCCAUGCUGUGCAGCAAAGAGGAAGAGCUGAACCGGACCAAGGCCACCAUGAAUGCCAUCCGGGAAGAGCGGGACCGGCUCCGGAGGAGGGUCAGAGAGCUUCAAACUCGACUACAGAGCGUGCAGGCCACAGGUCCCUCCAGCCCUGGCCGCCUCACUUCCACCAACCGCCCAAUUAACCCCAGCACUGGAGAGCUGAGCACGAGCAGCAGCAGCAAUGACAUUCCCAUUGCCAAGAUUGCUGAGAGGGUGAAGCUAUCAAAGACAAGGUCUGAAUCAUCAUCAUCUGAUCGGCCAGUCCUGGGCUCAGAAAUCAGUAGCAUAGGGGUAUCCAGCAGUGUGGCAGAACAUCUGGCCCACUCACUUCAGGACUGCUCCAACAUCCAAGAGAUUUUCCAAACACUCUACUCACACGGAUCUGCCAUCUCAGAAAGCAAGAUUAGAGAGUUUGAGGUGGAAACAGAACGGCUAAAUAGCCGGAUUGAGCACCUCAAAUCCCAAAAUGAUCUCCUGACUAUAACCCUGGAGGAAUGUAAAAGCAAUGCCGAGAGGAUGAGCAUGCUGGUGGGAAAAUACGAAUCCAACGCCACAGCGCUGAGGCUGGCCUUACAGUACAGCGAGCAGUGCAUCGAAGCCUAUGAGCUCCUCCUGGCGCUGGCGGAGAGUGAGCAGAGCCUCAUCCUGGGGCAGUUCCGAGCGGCGGGCGUGGGGUCCUCCCCUGGAGACCAGUCGGGGGAUGAAAACAUCACUCAGAUGCUCAAGCGAGCUCAUGACUGCCGGAAGACAGCUGAGAACGCUGCCAAGGCCCUGCUUAUGAAGCUGGACGGCAGCUGUGGAGGAGCCUUUGCCGUGGCCGGCUGCAGCGUGCAGCCCUGGGAGAGCCUCUCCUCCAACAGCCACACCAGCACAACCAGCUCCACAGCCAGUAGUUGCGACACUGAGUUCACUAAAGAAGACGAGCAGAGGCUGAAGGAUUAUAUCCAGCAGCUCAAGAAUGACAGGGCUGCGGUCAAGCUGACCAUGCUGGAGCUGGAAAGCAUCCACAUUGAUCCUCUUAGCUAUGACGUCAAGCCCCGGGGAGACAGCCAGAGGCUGGACCUGGAAAACGCAGUGCUGAUGCAGGAACUCAUGGCCAUGAAGGAGGAGAUGGCCGAGCUGAAGGCCCAGCUCUAUCUACUGGAGAAAGAGAAGAAGGCCCUGGAGCUGAAGCUGAGCACGCGGGAGGCCCAGGAGCAGGCCUACCUGGUGCACAUUGAGCACCUGAAGUCCGAGGUGGAGGAGCAGAAGGAGCAGCGGAUGCGGUCCCUCAGCUCCACUAGCAGCGGUGGCAAAGACAAACCCAGCAAGGAGUGUGCCGAUGCUGCCUCCCCAGCUCUGUCCCUAGCUGAACUCAGGACGACAUGCAGCGAGAGUGAGCUGGCUGCGGAGUUCACCAACGCCAUCCGUCGAGAAAAGAAGUUAAAGGCCAGAGUUCAAGAGCUGGUGAGUGCCUUGGAGAGACUCACCAAGAGCAGUGAAAUCCGACAUCAGCAAUCCGCAGAGUUCGUGAAUGAUCUAAAGCGAGCCAACAGCAACCUGGUGGCUGCCUAUGAGAAAGCAAAGAAGAAGCAUCAAAACAAACUGAAGAAGUUAGAGUCGCAGAUGAUGGCCAUGGUGGAGAGACAUGAGACCCAAGUGAGGAUGCUCAAGCAAAGAAUAGCUCUGCUGGAGGAGGAGAACUCCAGGCCACACACCAAUGAAACUUCGCUUUAAUCAGCCCUCACGCACCCAACUUCUGCCGUGGGAAGUAAACUGCAGCAGGCCACUGAGGACAGAAGGGCCCAUGUACUUGUUGGGAGGAGGAGGAAAGGGAAGGCUGGCAGGUAGGUUGGCACUUGGACAACGGAGUGCCGCAACUCAGCCCUUGGGGUGGACUGACCAUGGUGACACAGUGGACUGUAUCCAGAGGUGCCCACUCUUGCCUCCCUGGCCCACAACAGCAUGUCAACACAUGUUCUGUGCCUGCUCAGCAGAACCUUGUUUCUGCUUUCAGCAUUCACUCUCUCUUUCCUCUUCUGGUCUGGCGGCUGUGCAUCAGUGGGAUCCUAGGCAUUUGUUUCUGUAAGAUUUUCCAUUCUGUCCUCUUUUUGGUAGAUGGUGGGCUCUUCUAGGAUCUCCAGUUUCUCCUCUUUCCUCCUGCUUCAUGGGAAAACAGACGUGUGUGUGCCUCCAGCAUUUAAAAGGACUGCUGAUUUGUUUACUGCAGCAAGGCUUUGGUUUUCAAGUCCCAGGUCUCAACUUUAAGAUAGAGGCGGUCAUAAGAGGUGUUCUCUGGGAGUUACAGGUCAUGGGAAGAGGGUAGACAGGUGUUACUUACAGUCCCAGAUACACUAAAGUUACAGACCACCACCAGGACUGUGCCUGAACAAUUUUGUAUUAAGAGAAUAAAAACUUCCUUCAACCUUCAUUUUGGAGGCAGGGCCAAGGAAGGGAGCAUUCUCUUGAUUCUGGGAUUUCUCCCUCUCAGUGGAGCCUUAUUAAUAUCCAAGACUUCGAGUUGAGAAUCUUUUUGAUACCUAUAGUGGAACUAAAAUUUUAUCAGGGGUUUCUUCAAGAGCAGAGAAACAUUAGCACUUCCUGCCCCAGGGCCCUACAUAAUUGCCGUUCUGCUGAAUCAGAUCUCUUCCACAUGGGUACAUUUGUAGCUCUGGAUCUGUCUCUACCUAAGGACAAGACAUUGAGAUACUGAACAUUUUGCAAAACUGAUCACGCCUACUUAAGAGUGUGCAUAACCCCCAGUUCAAGACUUAGCUCCUGUUGUCAUGAUGGGGACAGGGUGAAGGAAUGGUUGUUAAGGCUUCUUUUCUGCCCCCAGAUACAUGGUGAUGGUUAGCAUAUGGUGCUUAAAAGGUUAAAGUUCAAGCAAAGUGCUCACAGGGCUAGGCAGGACCAAAGUACCUGAAUUCUUUCAGGAAGGUCUUCCAUCUUAAAACAACUUCAUUAUUCUUUUUCAGUUUUACCCCAUCUCUGUUCUACACUGAUACACUUGAAGGACCAUUUACUGUUUUUUUUCUGUAGCACCAGAGAAUCCAUCCGAAGUUCCCUAUGAAAAACAUGUUCCAGUGCCACAGCUGACUACAAAUUAAACUUGAUGAGGUUUCUGCA